UGAUUAAAAAGGAUUUCACCAAUUACUCGUGUCUAGUAAUUGCUAUUCUAAGCCAUGGAAGUGCUCAUGACUCUGUUGCGGCUAGCGAUGGUGAAUACAAUGUUGAUGAAACAAUGCUACAUCCCAUAUUAGAUAUACCAAGUUUAAAGGAGAAGCCGAAAAUUUUCAUUAUACAAGCCUGCAAAGGUUCACUUGUACCAGGUGAAUAUAAGAAAGACGCUUCUAUGCCACGUGGAUCUCCCAGCGAAAUACUCAAAUGUUAUAGUACUUUUGAAGGUUAUGUCUCGUACCGCACCGAGAAAGGCAGUCCAUUUGUCCAAGCCUUAUGCGAUGAAAUAAAGCUUAAGGGACAAAGUACGGACAUUGAGCAACUUAUGAAGAACGCUAUAGAAGCUGUAAAGAUUCAAACACG
Molecule: messenger RNA, 412 nt
Organism: Rhagoletis zephyria (snowberry fruit fly)
Lineage: Eukaryota; Metazoa; Arthropoda; Insecta; Diptera; Tephritidae
Product: caspase-1-like
Biological process (GO): proteolysis; positive regulation of neuron apoptotic process; apoptotic process
Cellular component (GO): cytoplasm
Molecular function (GO): cysteine-type endopeptidase activity
Source: RefSeq, a predicted model, not a curated record